Emiliania huxleyi CCMP1516 is the source of this 423-nucleotide messenger RNA. RefSeq lists its product as hypothetical. The annotation marks the transcript as partial. Lineage: Eukaryota; Haptophyta; Isochrysidales; Noelaerhabdaceae. Gene Ontology annotation, molecular function: ATP binding; ATP hydrolysis activity. The transcript has a single exon. The record is from RefSeq and is a predicted model, not a curated record.
AUGGGCCCGAGCGGCUCUGGCAAGACGUCGUUGCUCUCUCUCCUCGCGGGCCGCGCUCCCAAGGGCGCCAAACUGGAGGCGGGGGAGGUGACGCUCGGCGGCGCCGCGCCGACCAAGGCCUUCUUCCGCCGUUGCGGCUUCGUCUUCCAGGACGACCUCCUCCUCGCCGCGCUGACGGUACGCGAGACGAUCGAGUUUGCCGCUCGGUUGCGGCUGCCGCAGUCGCUCGGCGACGAGGAGCGCGACCGGCGGGUGCAGACGACCCUGCAGCAGCUCGGCCUGGAGCACUGCGCGCACACCGCCAUCGGCAGCGAGAAGAAGCGCGGCGUCAGCGGCGGGGAGAGGAAGCGCACCGCCGUCGGCGCAGAGCUCGUGGCUCGGCCGCCGCUGCUCUUCCUCGACGAGCCGACGUCCGGCCUCGAC